Molecule: messenger RNA, 3591 nt
Organism: Adineta ricciae
Lineage: Eukaryota; Metazoa; Rotifera; Eurotatoria; Adinetida; Adinetidae
Source: the annotation of a GenBank genome assembly
AUGAAGUCACGAAUCGUUGAUAAAUUAUUCGCUAAUCGCACAUUGAAGCACGUAGUAUAUUUAGUACCUCAAUUGUGGCGACCUUGUAUUAUCGGAAAUGAUUUUAUUCAAAAACACAACCUCCAGAUAGACGGUGGAACUCAAAAAGUCUAUUGGCAAGAUGGUCAGCGAAAUUUAGAACACCCACAAGAAAAACCCGAGCAAUAUACAUUACUUGCAAAUGAAUGCGUUAAAAUUCCAGCUUACCAUGUUAUGUAUGUCCAAGUGAAACCAGAUAAAGAUAUUCCGAAGAGGCACGAAGAAUCAAUGCCAUAUGAAAUAGCAACGCUCAAACAUAACCCUUGUGUAGCGAAUGGUAUUAUUGAACUUCGCAAGUCUAUGAGUAUUCAAGUCGCGAAUCUUUCAAAAAAUACAAUCGUCAUUCAACCAAAGCAAGCUUUAGCUUCCAUGGCACGUCUUAAUGAUAUUCAAAGCAAUACGUUACAUCAAAUAGACAAUGUGUCAGAUCGAUCCACGCUAACAGCUGCAAAGGAUUUUGAUUUGAAUGACGCGAACUUAACGGAAUCGCAGAAGAAUCAAAUGAAGCGUCUAUUAACCUCCUUUCCCGAUGUGUUCACCGAGAAGAGUGGUCGAACGAAGGUUUUACGACAUCAAAUUGAGUUGAUACCUGGUUCGAAGCCAUACAAUUCACCACCAUAUCGUUACUCCCCGGCGAAGCGAAAAAUUAUCGAACAGAAUAUAAUGGAAAUGAAAGAACAAGGAAUAAUCGAAUCCUCCAAAAGCCCAUGGGCUUCACCAGUUGUUCUGGCCCCGAAGAAAGACGGUUCUAUACGAUUCUGCGUGGAUUACCGUAAACUUAACUCCAUUACCACUAGAGACGCAUAUCCCAUACCAAGAAUCGAUGAUACCCUCGAUGCGCUCCAGGAGGCAAGAUAUAUUACCACGUUAGAUCUACGGUCCGGAUAUUGGCAAGUAGAGAUGGAAAAAGAAUCGAAAACAAAAACAGCAUUUAUAACCCAUAAAGGUCUGUACGAAUUCACUGUCAUGCCGUAUGGAUUAACAAAUGCUCCUGCGACUUUUCAACGAUUAAUGGAUAUCGUCCUGGCAGGUUUGAAAUGGCAAAGCUGUCUGGUAUAUAUAGAUGACAUAGUUAUUUAUUCACCAACUUUCGAACAACACCUGAUCGAUUUAAGAAAUGUAUUACAAGCCUUACGAGAAGCUAAUUUAACACUCAAAAGGUCUAAAUGCUGCUUUUGCAGAAAAGAAAUGAAGUAUUUAGGGCAUAUAAUUACCCAAGAUGGCAUUAAACCCGAUCCUACUUUAACAAAGGCUGUUACGGAAUUUCCUCAACCAAGAACCAUAAGAGAUAUCCAAUCAUUUCUAGGAUUAAGUGGAUAUUACCGACGAUUUAUUAAAGAUUACGCCAAGACGGCAGAACCACUUUUAAAACAACUACGCCAACUAAAAGACAAGAACUAUCAUUUGAAUUGGUCCACUGAUUGCACUCUUGCUUUUGAAACACUGAAGAAGAAAUUAACAAGCGCUCCCAUUAUGGCUACUCCAAAUUUUAAUGAACCAUUUAUCCUUGAACUAGAUGCUUGUGAAUAUGGACUUGGUGCAGUACUUGCACAAGAAUAUGAUAAACGAAAAUUUGUUAUCGCCUAUGCAAGUCGAACACUAUCAACAUCUGAACGAAAUUAUAGUGCAACUGAACGAGAAGCUUUAGCAAUAGUAUGGGCAACUCAACAUUUCCGUCCAUAUUUAGAAGGAACAAAGAUUUAUAUUCGAUCCGAUUGUAAAGCGCUACAAUGGAUGAAGAACGCUAAAGAUGUAAGCGGACGACUCGCCAGAUGGGCCAUGAAACUAUCGGCUUUCCAAAUUGAAAGUAUUCAAUAUCGUCCAGGAAUCUCAAACGGAAAUGCAGAUUCUCUGUCCAGGAACCCAGUAGAUAGAACCUCCGAACAAUUUGAAACCAAAUCAACCUUAAUACAACCCAGAACUGAACCGAAACCAGACUUUUCUCAUCAAGCCUCAAUCACCGAUUCAAAGAUACCUGAAAUAGCAGCUAUUGAUGUGUUAAUAAACGUCUGGGAAAAUACAAACAUCCUAGAUGAUAUAAAAGUGGAACAACAAAAGGAUUCAAAGCUGAACCACAUUAUACAACAAUUGAAGGCAAACCCCCCUCCACAAUUCAAUGACAAAAAACAACCCUUUGUCUUGAUUAACGACAUUCUUUACAAAAUAAAGAAUUCAAAUAGACAUUACAAUCAACGAAUAUUCGGCAAUAAACAUUUGUUAGUGGUUCCAAGUACCAUGCAACUUAAGCUAUUAAAAUGGGCUCAUGAUCACCCAACCGGGGGACAUGCUGGUCAACAAAAAACCCUGUUUCGCCUGUCAACUAGAGUGUAUUGGGCAACAAUGAGAAAGGAUAUCUUCAAUUAUGUAGCUGCAUGUCACGAAUGUCAAAAGUUUAAAUACAACAAUACACCUCUUGCAGCUCCAAUGCAACUACACGAAGUACUCGAACCCUGGCACACAAUCGGAAUUGAUAUAAUGGGACCAUUCCCAGUAACGGCAAGACAAAAACGAUUCUUACUGGUAGUAGUAGACUAUUUCAGCCGUUGGAUUGAAGCAUUUCCAAUGCGUACUACAACAUCGGAGAACGUAGCUGAUAUCCUAACAAACGAAGUCUUUGCACGUUAUGGUCUACCAAAGUAUAUUUUAUCCGACAACGGCCCUCAAUUUGUCUCGAAUGUCUUUGAAGAAUUUUGUCGAUCAAUGCACAUCAAGAGAAAGUUAACCGCAAACUAUCACCCGCAGACAAACAUGACGGAACGUGUUAAUCGAACCCUAAAGCCUCUUAUCGCUAUUUUUUCUCAAGAACAUCCCCACUCUUGGGACAAAGAGAUACAGAAACUGGCAUUUGCUAUUCGUACAUCCGUCAAUGAAACUACUGGAGAAACCCCAGCAUUUUUAAUGUUCGGACGUGAUCCCAGAAUCCCACUCGAUAUGAUAAUAGGUGACCCCGUUAACGGAACUCAUACAAUAACCGAAAAUCACGAACAAAUAUAUAGCUACAAAAAUCAAUUAAUACAUAACUUGCGUAAUGCGUUUAAUACGGCACGUGAACAUUCCGAAGUGGAAAAAUUGAGCCAAAAGAUGAAAUACGACAAACAUACGACACCUCGAACUUUCAAAGUAGGUGAUCUGGUUUGGGUAGCAACGACGACGGCGCACAUCGGAGAUAAUCCUAUUCGACGCAAGUUACAACCCUCCUUUCAAGGUCCAUGCAGACUAAUAGAACAAUUAAACCCAUCAACAUUCCUAGUCCAACGCCUUAGUGACAACGUUAACCUAGGGUCCACAAACGUAGACCGUUUAAAAAUUUACUAUGAACCGAAAACGGAAUCAAAUAUAGGAACCAUCCAUAUGGAUCAAUUGAUGGACAAUAACCAAGUAUUGUCUCACAAUAGUCCAACAAGUCCCAAUAUCUCCAAUAUGGUCACCACCGCACAAGGUCAAGUGACAAAUCGUUAUCCAUCGAAUCGGUCGCGACGUCCACCAAUUCGAUUCCGCCCUGAUAUGUACUAA